AAAAUGACUGACGAAUCUAAAAAAAAGAAACAAAUCAUAAAGAAAAAAGAAACCAAAACUGAAACUGAUAAAAAAAUCCAAAGUAUGAGAACUAUGAAAAUGAAUCCUGAUGAAUAUGCAACUGAAAAAAUUGAUGUUAAACAAUUAUUUAAAUUUACAAAUGAAGAAAGAACAAAAAUCAUUAGUCAAUUAGUAGAAGCUGCACAAAAAUAUGCUGAAUAUCUUGCAAGAAAUAAAAUUUAUGAUCAUAUUCCUAAUGCGCGAAAAAAAAUUAAUGGAAUUAUAUGGGGAGAAAUUCUUGGUCAUUCCUAUGAAAAUGAAAAAGAAGUAAUUAAAAGUUGGAUGAAUUCUCCUG
Cetraspora pellucida is the source of this 355-nucleotide messenger RNA. The record is from the annotation of a GenBank genome assembly. Lineage: Eukaryota; Fungi; Glomeromycota; Glomeromycetes; Diversisporales; Gigasporaceae.